Castor canadensis (American beaver) is the source of this 1406-nucleotide messenger RNA. RefSeq names its product dual specificity phosphatase 18 (gene Dusp18). Gene Ontology annotation, cellular component: cytoplasm. The record is from RefSeq and is a predicted model, not a curated record. Gene Ontology annotation, biological process: peptidyl-tyrosine dephosphorylation. NCBI's taxonomy places the organism in Eukaryota, Metazoa, Chordata, Mammalia, Rodentia, Castoridae. Gene Ontology annotation, molecular function: MAP kinase tyrosine/serine/threonine phosphatase activity; protein tyrosine phosphatase activity.
UGGUGCUCCGCCGCCGUGAUGCCGCCAUGGGCGUUGCGGUGGAGACGGGAUGGCGUGGUCUGGCGUAAGCUGAGCCCACCUGGCUUCACCACGUGGUCUGGGGUAUAACCGAGUGGGUCAGGGCGACGCGGAGAUUGCUCCGAAGACUCGGGAUGACCCAUUUCGUCCCCGCGAGGAGGGACCGCUGCUACGGGGCGGGCCGGUACUGUGGUCCAGGAUCCUGACGGGUCGGAUUUCUCUCUCUCUGGCGAGAUCAUCGCCUGGGGCUUCCAGGCCAUCCUGCCGGAAAGAGGUAAAAGGGUGGGGUCUUGUCACCGCGUUGGAAAGCCCGUUCCAAUGCCAUCGUCUCCCGAAACCUGCCGGGAUCACCUGGAAGUGGCGCCUGGCACCCGUCAAUGCGUGGAUUUACCAGAACUUAACCGUCGCCCGCGCAUUCGACCCACUUCGUGCACAUAUUAACGGACCAGGGGCAUCCGCUUUCGGACUUGCUGUGUGACCAGGACACAGCGCUUUCCUCCUCUGUGUCUCGCGUACCUGUGACUCCGGGCCGAUUAGGUUGCUUUGAAGAUGGAGCCAGAGGAGAGAAGCCACGAGUUUGAAAGGCGGUAAAACGGGUUUGGUGGCCACAGCCCAGCGGAAAGGCGCGAGUCUCAGCACAUCCCUAACUUCUGAUCCAUCGCCUUGAUGACAGCACCCCCGUGUGCCUUCCCGGGUCACUUCCCGAAGCCCUCAGUCAGUGGCCUCUCCCAGGUCACCAGAAGCUUAUAUAUCAGCAGCCGUGCAGCUGCCAACAACAGGCUCCUCCUGUCCAGCAACCGGAUCACCUCAGUUGUCAGUGUGUCGGAGGAGGUGGCAGACACCCGAGACAUCCAGUACCUGCAGGUGCCUGUGGCUGACGCACCCAUGGCGCAGCUAUGUGACUUCUUCGACCCCAUCGCUGACCACAUCCAUUCAGUGGAGAUGACACAGGGCCGCACACUGCUGCACUGCAGUGCUGGCGUGAGCCGCUCGGCCACCCUGUGCCUUGCCUACCUCAUGAAGUACCAAGGCAUGUCCCUGCUGGAUGCCCACACGUGGACCAAGUCAUGCCGGCCCAUCAUCCAUCCCAACAGUGGCUUUUGGGAACAGCUCAUCCGGUACGAGUUCCAGCUGUUUGGCAAGUGUACUGUGCACAUGGUCAGUUCCCCACUGGGAAUGGUCCCUGACAUCUACGAGAAGGAGGUCCGCUCCAUGAUUCCCCUAUGAGCCCAGCCCCUCCGUUGGUGUCAGCAUGCCAGAUCUGCCAUGGAUCCUAGGUGAAGAUCUAGAAUUCAACAUUCUACUUCUGCUGACACAGGAGCACAGCCUUUUCUAAAGGCAAGAAGAGCCCGGUGCCAUGGCUCACACCUGUGUAAACCUACUCAGGA